Molecule: messenger RNA, 978 nt
Organism: Nipponia nippon (crested ibis)
Lineage: Eukaryota; Metazoa; Chordata; Aves; Pelecaniformes; Threskiornithidae
Source: RefSeq, a predicted model, not a curated record
AUGUCGGAUGGGCUCUUCAAUAACAAGCUGCUGGAGGUAGUACAGGCAAACUGUGUCCGCUGGAAGAAAAAGUUCUUAUUUAUGUGUAAAAUCAGUGCCAGUGCCACAACAGGGAUUCUGGAUACUUGCAUUUGCAGGGUGUCUGUACGGAAGGAGUUAAAAGGAGGAAAGGCAUAUGCAAAGCUGGGAUUUGCAGAUCUAAAUCUAGCAGAGUUUGCUGGAUCGGGAAAUACCACUCGUCGCUGUUUACUGGAAGGUUAUGAUACCAAAAAUACAAGACAGGAUAACUCCAUUCUCAAAGUUUUGAUCAACAUGCAGCUAAUGUCUGGAGACCCAUGCUUUAAAACGCCUCCUUCCACAGCAAUGUCUAUAGCAAUUGCUGGAGAAUCAGAAUCUUUGCAUGAAGACAGGAAAGGUGGAGAAAACUUAAAAGUAUUACAGCUGGGCGCAGCAGAUGUCUCACCAAAGAGUGCCUCAGUCCCAGAUGAACUUGGUGCAUGUGGACAUUCCAGAACAUCAAGCUAUGCAAGUCAGCAGUCAAAACUGUCAGGAUACAGCACAUGUCACUCUAGAUCAUCCAGUCUGUCUGAACUCUGCCACAGGAGGAACACCUCGGUGGGUAGUACCUCAACAGGAAUUGGAAGUAUUCUAGAGCCAUGUGAAGAGACUGAGCCAAACGUAACUGAAGCUGAUGUUGAUGUGUCUGUUAAAGAUGCGCCAUCAGAAAAAGUCUGCAGACGUCCUGUAAAGCAAGACUCUGUGGAGUCACAGCUGAAGAGGGUCGAUGCUACCAGAGUUGAUGCUGAUGAUAUAGUUGAAAAAAUACUCCAGAGUCAAGACUUCAGUUUAGACUCAAGUGCAGAAGAAGAAGGUUUGAGAUUAUUUGUGGGCCCUGGUGGAAGCACUUCUUUUGGAAGCCAUCAUCUACCUAACAGAGUAGGAUCUGGAGCAUAUGAGCAGGUGGUGAUAAAACGCUAG